Molecule: messenger RNA, 1635 nt
Organism: Cyprinus carpio (common carp)
Lineage: Eukaryota; Metazoa; Chordata; Actinopteri; Cypriniformes; Cyprinidae
Product: leukotriene B4 receptor 1-like
Biological process (GO): phospholipase C-activating G protein-coupled receptor signaling pathway; inflammatory response; positive regulation of cytosolic calcium ion concentration
Cellular component (GO): plasma membrane
Molecular function (GO): complement receptor activity; leukotriene receptor activity
Source: RefSeq, a predicted model, not a curated record
AUUGAGGGGGAAUUGGGUUCAGCCAUUCGGAUCUAAUCAAGUGUAUUGUUUUUCUGACGCCUUCCUGAUAAUGGGAUCAGUCAAUUGGACCAGCUCCUUGGAGAACGUGACAAACAGUAACAGUACUGUGAGUAACGUUAUCGCUGUUGCCUUUGGGGCCCUCAUCCUCAGCAUCGUCUUCCUCCUGGGUGUUCCUGGCAACCUCUUCAUUAUCUGGAGCAUCAUGGCACGUGCCCGCAAACGCUCUGUCACUACCCUGCUCAUCCUCAACCUGGCUUGUGCAGACGGUUUUCUGAUGUGUCUGACUAUUUUCUUUAUAAUAUACCUAGCUGAGCAGAACUGGAUUUUUGGAACGGUCAUGUGCAAGCUGCUUUUUUACUUGUGCAAUACAAACAUGUAUGCUUCUAUUAUGAUCAUUACGCUGAUGAGUCUACACAGACUAGUGGCAGUGAUGUGGCCCAAAUACUUGACUGCCUGCACUCGUAGACGGACAGUAUUACUUGUGCUUGGGGGCCUGUGGAUUGUCGUAUUUCUUUUGGCACUUCCUGCUGUAAUAUUCAGACAAAUAGAGAAGAAAGACAGUGGGACGGAAAACAUUGUGUGUGUAACUCCUCAUGGGUAUCCAAAUGCAGUGUUUCAAUACACACUUGAAACAGUGGUGGGCUUCCUGAUGCCAUGUGUGAUUAUAGUCAGCAGUUAUGUGUGUAUCCUUCGCCGCCUGAGACAGACCAUGUUCAAGAGAAGGAUACGGAGUGAGAACCUUAUUCAAGCCAUUAUUGUGACGUUCUUCAUUUUUUGGCUUCCUUACCACUGUGUUAAUAUAGUGCAAGUGGCAGCAGCUCUUACAUCAGAUAAAACACUCAAAUCUAGACUGGAUAACAUCUGGAAGUCCAGCCGUGCUGUUACAUCAGCUCUGGCUUUUAUCAGUAGUUGUGCCAAUCCUGUCCUCUAUGCCUUUGCUGGACGCUCCUACAUCAAAGCUGAUGGCCUGGCAUUCAUAGCCAGACUCUUUGAGGGCACUGUCCUGGACUAUGGUGCACGGAGAAACCAUCAGAACAGAGAUGUCAUCAGGCUCUAAACCUCAUUGGAGAACAGACACAUAAAAAUGAAUCUUGGACAAUAAAUUAGAUACUUUGGCAUCAGUUUGUAUUGCGACUGAUCCUGUAGGGAAUGAACAGGUCAAAAUGUAAUCUAGAGAGAAAGCAGCCUAAAGACCUGGUACUUUUAAAUUUGAUUUAACUCCAUUAUAAAUUAGUUAUAUGCAACUUGCCUUCAUUUUAAAUCAGCCUUCAAGUCUACAAACUGCUUAUACAGAAUUACCACCCCUUUGAAGAUUGCAUGGCCACUACACAUUCAUUGGAAUAAAUCCAUACUGGCAUUGUGUACAUAAAAUAUUUGCAUUGCCUCUUGUAAAUCUGUAUAAAGAUUGCAUACAUACUUUAAACACACCAGUGCAUACAUUUACAGGAUUGGAAUUGUCAUCAGCAAAUGAUCACAAGUAUUUUAGUCGUAUUGUGCAUUCACUUUUGAAUGUACAAACUCAUGCAGGAGUCAAACCUUUAUGGGCUGUCUUGUUGGAAAUAUCUAAAACAGUUUAAAACUCAAUUUAUGCAUGAAACUACUGAAGUAGUCACA